Molecule: messenger RNA, 769 nt
Organism: Nothoprocta perdicaria
Lineage: Eukaryota; Metazoa; Chordata; Aves; Tinamiformes; Tinamidae
Gene: FAM32A
Product: family with sequence similarity 32 member A
Exons: 4
Coding region: 1-339 (112 amino acids)
Cellular component (GO): nucleolus
Source: RefSeq, a predicted model, not a curated record
AUGGCGGACUACGAGGCGGUGCAGCCGGGCCCGCUGCGGCUCAAGGGCAGCGGCGGCGUCCUGAGCGCGGGCAAGCGGAAGAAGAAGAAGGCGAAGGAGAAGGGCCAGAUCCUGGAGCAGAUCGUGAGCAGCAAGAAGCAGGAGGAGGAGAAGAAGCGCGGCCUGGACAAGCGGACGCCGGCGCAGGUGGCCUACGAGAAGAUGCAGGAGAAGCGGCAAAUGGAGAGGAUCCUGAAGAAAGCCUCCAAGACCCACAAGCAGAGAGUGGAGGACUUCAACAGGCACCUGGACACCCUGACAGAGCAUUACGACAUUCCUAAAGUCAGCUGGACUAAGUGAAGGGGCUCCACAGCCGCAUCAUUGCUUUGUAAAUCCGUGUAUUCCAGUAYUGAACGUUUAAUAUAUCUUCUGAAACGCCUAUGGCCUUGCACUGUCAUAUUUCACCACCUUUUACACAAAGUAUUCAACAAAAUCUCUGCUUGGCUUGUGGAAGCUCUGAUUUAUAUCGAUGCCAGGGGCUCUCUUCUAAGAGCCCACAACCAAAAACAACCGGUGUGMGACAGCUGGAAAACUGCCCUGCGAGUGUUGGUACCAACUGCUCUUCCUUCUGGAGCUGGAGGAUCUGGGUGUCCCUCACUUACUGAAAGCUUCCCUUGUAAAUUAUAGGAGCUGUUUUUCGUUUGUGUCUAGAGUUCUUGGAGAGUUUGGUUUCUGUUUUCUAAAACCCUCUUGUAAUACAGAUGUAACUUCUCAUUAAAAUGCUUUCAUC